ACCCCAUAUAACCCCCACCCUGCUAUAGGUUUGGAGACGCAAAUGCGGCUGAAAUGAGAUGUUGAGGACUGUGUGGAAACCCAAUAACGCUGCUCCAAUGAAGUCUGUCACUGCUAUUUCCUCCAUUCCUUCUCUGAACAAAGCUUUCCGAACUCUUUUCACUCUCCGCUCCGCCACAACAAAUCCUACUGCUCUCCACCUUCUCCCAGGCCUAACCCUACAGAGCUCUCCGCUAUGCCGUCGGCCGAUUACUCUCACUUUCUCAGUUAUUCUCCGUCGCCAAUCGCAUUCUGUUGUGAACCACGGCUUUAUUUCCUCUCGUAAGAAGCCUAACUUCACCGUCGCCAAAUGCCUCUCUUCUAUAUCCUCAUCGGCGCACACUGUGGACUGGAACGAUGCCGUUUCGUGCUCGGAGAUUGGGCUGAGUGAAGCUGAAGAAUUGGCUUUGGAGCAGGAAGAGGAUGAUGAUGCUAGUGCUACUGCUAUUAAGCCAUAUAUCCCCGUUAGGGCUUUCUUUUUCUCUACUAGUGUGGAUUUGAGGGGCUUAGUGGAAAAGAACAAGCAGAAUUUUAUUCCACCCACGUCUCGAAUGACCAAUUAUGUUGUUUUAAGAUUUGGGGACACCAAGAAGGCACCUAGUGUGAGUGUCUCUUUUUGUGUAUCUUCUGCCUUCGUGUUUGAAUAGUUUCAUGGAGUAUAU
Molecule: messenger RNA, 700 nt
Organism: Nicotiana tabacum (common tobacco)
Lineage: Eukaryota; Viridiplantae; Streptophyta; Magnoliopsida; Solanales; Solanaceae
Source: RefSeq, a predicted model, not a curated record